GUGUCUUUCUCAUCACUGUCAUCAGCUAAAAACACAGUGUGGUAGACAAAGAAACACACUGAAAAGAAAAAAAAGAAAGAAAAAAAAAAUUCAUGGAAAGCCAACAACAUCAACACGAUAGCAAUAUGAAUGUUGCAAUUCCAUCAACAUGGGGAAGUGGAAGCAACCGAAUAGCCUCCUUGCAGUCCCCCCCACCGCCUACUUCCGUCUCUAAUGACAACUCCGACAAAAACACUACCGACCACCAUCCCGACGAUGUCCAGAAACGUGGAUGGAGAAAGUUUCUGUCUUAUGUAGGCCCAGGAUUUCUUGUCUCUCUGGCAUAUCUCGACCCCGGAAACUUGGAAACUGAUCUGCAAGCUGGAGCUAACCAUGGAUAUGAGCUACUGUGGGUGAUCCUUAUCGGAUUGGUUUUUGCUCUCAUUAUCCAAUCACUUGCGGCAAACCUCGGUGUGACUACGGGGAAACAUCUUGCAGAGUUAUGCAAGGCUGAGUAUCCACUAUUAGUCAAGUACUGUUUAUGGUUAUUAGCAGAGCUUGCGGUCAUAGCUGCCGACAUACCCGAAGUGAUCGGAACAGCUUUUGCACUGAAAAUACUGUUCAACAUCCCCGUUUGGGUUCGAGUUCUGUUAACUGGUGGUAGCACUCUUCUCCUUUUGGGCCUUCAAAGAUAUGGGAUAAGGAAGCUGGAAAUGCUAAUAGCAGUUCUAGUGUUCAUAAUGGCAGCGUUUUUCUUUGGAGAGAUGAGUUAUGUGAAGCCGCCGGCGUCGAAGUUGUUGAAAGGGAUGUUUGUACUGAAGCUCGGUGGCAAAGGAGCCACCGGCGAUGCCAUAGCCCUUUUGGGUGCCCUUGUUAUGUUGCAUAAUCUUUUUCUCCAUUCGGCUCUUGUGCUGUCUAGAAAAGUACCCCACUCCGUCCGUGGAAUCAAUGACGCAUGCCGAUUUUUCUUGAUGGAGAGCGGAUUUGCAUUAUUUGUAGCAUUGUUGAUCAACAUUGCAGUGGUAUCGGUAUCAGGAACUAUUUGCAAAGCUGAUAAUCUCUCUGGUGUAAAUAAUGAUAGAUGCAAUGAUCUCACUCUCAAUUCUGCAUCUUUUCUCCUACAGAAACGUACAAUUUAAUUACAUCCUUUUGAAGUGUAUGGGCUCCACAAUGAAGAUUUUCAGUCUUGUUGUUAUCACAAAAGGUUGAGGGUAUGCAAGGAGAGUGAACUGAACUGAAGAGAUUUUGGGAUUUUCUGCAAUAUUCGUCAAUGCAAAGAAAUGCUGAAAGGUACGUAACCAACAAAAGAGAAAGAGAGAGGAAGACACACAGUAUUCAUUUAAUGUGGUAGCAGGGAGAGUAAGAGAGAGGGAUAGAAGUUAAUGAGAGUAGAUGAGAAAUGAGAGAUGGUCAAAAAAAUUGUUUUAAUAUUUUCCACUUUAUUCGACAGUCAAUGAGAAAUGAGGGUAGAUGAGAAAUGGGAAACUGUUAUAUUUAUUU
This is a messenger RNA of Ziziphus jujuba (common jujube), 1479 nucleotides long. Its product is annotated as metal transporter Nramp7.2-like. Gene Ontology annotation, molecular function: cadmium ion transmembrane transporter activity; manganese ion transmembrane transporter activity. Bases 93 to 1118 code for a protein of 341 amino acids. Lineage: Eukaryota; Viridiplantae; Streptophyta; Magnoliopsida; Rosales; Rhamnaceae. The record is from RefSeq and is a predicted model, not a curated record. The transcript is spliced from 10 exons. Gene Ontology annotation, cellular component: membrane. Gene Ontology annotation, biological process: metal ion transport.